Messenger RNA from Argiope bruennichi, 780 nucleotides. RefSeq lists its product as uncharacterized. The transcript has a single exon. Gene Ontology annotation, molecular function: nucleic acid binding. The record is from RefSeq and is a predicted model, not a curated record. The coding region runs from base 1 to 780 and encodes 259 amino acids. Gene Ontology annotation, biological process: DNA integration. Lineage: Eukaryota; Metazoa; Arthropoda; Arachnida; Araneae; Araneidae.
AUGACUACAGCCUAUCAUCCGCAAACAAAUGGCCUCACUGAGCGAUUCAACAAAACGCUAGCAUACAUGCUUUCUAUGUAUGUUGAUGUCGAACAGAAGAACUGGGACCAGAUAUUGUCAUUCGUCACAUUCGCCUACAGCACCACCAAGCACGACACAACAGGUUUUACGCCCUUCUACCUAAUACAUGGGCGAGAACUUGAAACGCCGUUGGAUACGAUGCUUCCCCUCUGCUCCAAAGAGUUCAGCCAAGAAGACGAUUAUGUUAGUCAUCUGAUCAAUAAAGCAGAAGAAUCGAGGCAAUUAGCUCGUGCACGAACUCUCGAGGCUCAGCAGAAAGAUCGCCGGCGUUAUGACUCCAAACAUCGGAUAGUGGCAUACGAACCAGGGGAUUGGGUGGGGAAUUUUAUACCAGUUCGUAAAAUAGGGCUUUUCGAGAAGCUCCUGAAGAGGUACACCGGCCCUUAUCAAAUUUUGAGGUGGUUGUUCGACGUCACCUAUGAAGUAGCCGAUUUCGAUCCUAAUUCUAGAAGGCGGAAAUCGAAGGAAGUUGUCCACAUUUUACGCAUGAAGCCAUACCAUGACCCAGAAGAACAAGACGACCAACAUUCUUAUGAAAGUAUGGAGGUUCCGGAAAGAGACAUUUCUCAAAGGGUUACUCCCCGUGAAGACGCAACAACUUAUACUGGCCUUGUGACUCGAUCAAGAACUAGAGCCACAAAAUUAAAUGUCAUAACAUCGAGACGCUGUUCUUCUAAGGAGGGAGAAAUGCCGCAUUGA